Centropristis striata (black sea bass) is the source of this 878-nucleotide messenger RNA. Its product is annotated as C-type lectin-like. The record is from RefSeq and is a predicted model, not a curated record. The transcript has 3 exons. NCBI's taxonomy places the organism in Eukaryota, Metazoa, Chordata, Actinopteri, Perciformes, Serranidae. The coding region runs from base 131 to 583 and encodes 150 amino acids.
UUAAUUAAUUGUAACAUUGACUUCACGCCCGUCUAUUGCAGAGACAGACCAAACCUACGAGUUCAUCUCAACUCUGCAAACGUGGGCUGGAGCCCGCGACUACUGCCGACAACACCACACAGACUUACCUAUGAUCGAGAGCGCAGAGAACAAGACAAAUGUCCAAAGCGCCAUACCAUUUGCUGUUAAUGCUUGGAUUGGUCUGUACAGAGUGCCAGGGUCUUGGUCCGAUAACAGCGACAGCCUUUUUAGAAACUGGAUAAGUGGGGAGCCAAAUAACGCUUUUGGUAGGCAGCAAUGUGUUACUGAGAACGCUAACCAUGAAUGGGAUGAUACUGCUUGUUCCAACUUGUACCCUUUUCUCUGCCAUCAAGAUCCAAUCUUAAAGAAAUCCAUGCUGAGGAUGAAAAUAAAGACUGACGCUGACCUAACGGAUCCGGCUACCAACAGUCAGAUCCUCCAGCAGCUGAGUGCAGUUUUUGCAAGUCUGGGAUGGACUGACGUCAAGCUUCGAUGGGAGAUUCAAUGCAGAAAACCAGAGAAAGAAAAACUUGCAGAACCUCACUGCAUUAUACAAUUUUAAUAUGUUUUUUUCUGCAAACCACAAAGUUAGCUUUCAUGUAUGAUGGUUGAAUGACACAAUAUACUGUAUCUCACGUCCACAUAUUCUUCUAAACGAUGGUAUAACGACUGUUAAGUUAUCUGUUUUUAUUUAUGCUUCAGCUAAUAGAAAACUACAGUAACAAUAUGAGUUAUUUAGACUUUUUGCUGACUUGGUGACAUGUUUUGAUGCAACAACCAUGUAUACACAACUAAUUCAUGCAAUACUACAAGAAUAAAAGUUUUUAAAUACAUAGAGAGAAAUGUUGAUGAUAAAA